AUAAGAUUCAGCAGUCUGCCCCCUGCUGGCAGUACCCUAACCCUGCACCCCAAAGGGAACGGCACGCUGCUGGCUUUGUAUCCAUGCUGUAGAUCGCCUCUCCAGCCUCGUGAUGUCAUCGGGGAGUUGYGAUGUCAUCCAACCCUCCAUACUGGAUCAGUCCAGAACUUCCCAGGAGGCCAAUGGGGGUUCUCCAAAUCCAGGAAUUCCUUCCUCCUCCUCCUCAGCAGCAAAUCACAAUUUCAAACCCACAGCCCCAACCAACCACAGCAGUGAUAUACCUGUCACCUACAUCGAUGACGUCAUAACCGAACUAAGUUCCUCCGAUGUUGAGAGUGCGCUCUCAUCCAAAAACCACAAAGCCCCUUCAGAAGCACAAUGUACUGAGACUACAUCCUGCAAGUCAGCUCUAGACAGCAAGGCCCUGCUAGAGAAAGACAAAAGUAAUGUUCAGACUCCUCCAACACGGCCCAGUCAGUUGGACUUCUCUGUCUUGGACUCUGGAAACAAUGGUCGCCUCUUGCCUGUGGGUAAAACAUUCUUGAACAAUUACUCCAGAAACUUUAGCAGUAAUCUCACAGACGAGGGGAAGAAUGCUCUUUCAAACGGGGUGGAUAAACCACCUGGCGCCUCAAAGUGCCACAUGUACAACCAGGUCGAUGACAGCGAUUCAGAGAGUGAAGACACCGUCACGGACAACAGCCACGGCGCUGCAGGCGCUGAGCCACAGGACACAGAGUCUGAUGAGGAGGAAGUGGAGAUUUGUUACAGUGAGGCCCAGCGACCCGGCACUCUGAGCCAGGCAGYGCUGACUCACCCAACAGAUGGGCCAUUGUCUCCCCGGCUCUCUAUCCCUAUCUCUGGCUCUGGCUCUGACGGCAGCCACAAUACAAACGAGUCUGGGCCCUUUGAUGUAGUACUAGACUCUGCUGCUUAUGCCACUUCUGAUAAUGCCUCUCAGCAUAACAAAGACUGCUCUGUGGUAACAACAACCCAAUCCAACCCUAACACUUCCCCCUCGCUGUCUCAGAGUCUAUCUGGCUCGCAGUCCUCAGGUGCCUGUUUGACUGCAGAGUCCAAAGCUUCCCCUUGCCAAAUGGUGCCCCCCCAGUCUUCCAAGGACACAGAUUCUGUACCCACUCCAGGCCCUGCAGGGCCUUCAGAAUGCUUUGCCAAUGGGGUUAGUGGCAGCAACGUUGUUACACCUGUGAUAAAACCCAGCCAGGCACCUUCUCUAAGUGUUGUAGCAGCUAGCCACAGCCUCACCCCACGGAGUCAGGAGAGGACAGCCAGGCCGACUUCAGGUAAACUAUCUAAUAGUACAUCAUCAUCGCCAUCAUCAUCAUCAUCAUCAUCAUCAUCAUCAGCAGCAGCAUCCCACUCAACGGCGGCGAAGGCGAUAUCCUCCAACUAUAUUAGAUCUGGCUCAUCGAGGCCAUCGCUAACAACGACAAGAGACAGGGAGAGAGAGAAAGUUUCCCUGGAACCCAGGUCAGUCCAGAAUAACCCUACUAGUCCCUCUCUUCCGAUGUCCAAACUGAAGGGGCUCAGCAUCAAGAGUAAGAACAAAACCCAGCAGCAGCAGCAGCUUUCCCCGAAACCAGCCAGAGCCGAAAGUCCGGCGGUUCUUGGGAAAGCAAGCAAAACUUCCCCGCUCCAGUCCCCCAAACUGCAAGCCAAGAAGGUAGACUCUCCUCUGCCAACCAGAAAGGCAGCAGCCUCAUCUAGCAGCUUAAAGACUGGCAAACAGUUGGAACUGAGCAGAAUCAGUAGCAGGAGCCCCACCUCGCCCAAACCAGGUGACCGAGCCCAGGACAAGUGCAAACCCAAGUCCAACCCCACUACCACGUUGGAGGCAGCACAGUCAGCCAAGUUGGAGCUUCACCCUAACAAAGAAGAGCAAGUGACACCAGCUACGUCCAAGGAACAACCGGAGCCAGUCCCAACUACCCAGAGGACUUUCAUUGAGGUGCGACUCUCAUCUGCCUCUUCUACUCUUCCUUCCUCCUCAUCGUCUACGCCAGUUCUGAUGCGAAAGGAAACGGUKAAUUCAAAGAAUUACUCAAUUACCCAAAUGACUCAUAUACCAGAUAUUACGUCACAGGUUAAUGGAAGUGCAGUAGAGACCAAUCUCAGGCCUGCUGCUCCUGCACCCCCUGACUCUGUGUGUAAUCCAGAAAACGUCACUACAAAUUCAGCAGUGAACUCAAUAGUCCUAGAAUCCAUAGAUGUGGUUCCUUUGCCUAUAAGCAAUGGUAUCAUAAACAUCUCUCUCGGAAACUCCCGUCUAACAGAUAYGGCUGUGGAAAACCUGAAAGCCAACAAGUCCAAACUGAAGAUGAUGGAGCGCCGUAGUUUCUCCACGGACAACAGCGCCCCCGGGGAUCCAAACCCCUUCUCUGUCCGCCAGAGAAUCAUGUCCUUUGAGAACCUGGCCAGCUUCGACAAGCCAGCGCUCAAAUGUAUCGAGAUUCAGUCCUUCGCUCAGUCCUAUGCUCUGACGGCAACGUUGAAGCCGCCUCUUAACCGAAGACUGUCUGGCUACAUGUCCGGCUCGGUGAGCUCCAUAGACUGCCGCUCGCUACGAAGAAGCUUCAGCUCAUGCGUCGACAACUUUAACGCCUCAACCCCCUUGACCCCUUUGUCGCCUCAGCUUCGCAAGUCGCCGUCAAGUCUGACUCUCCCGAACUUUCACAUUUUGACACAAAGCUGCAGCGCAAACGAAGCUCCACUUGGACAAACACGGGACAAACCCGCGGACGGCGAAAUCUCCRAAAUGUUGCCCCCAGGGGGUGUGACCCUAACUCCUCAAACGCCCCCGGUGAUGCGGCGCCGCCAGGCUCGGGGCCAUGCUAACCUGUCCCGAUCCAGAUUGAGGGAGCUCAGGGCCCUUAGCAUGCCCGACCUGGACAAGCUGUACACCGAUGACUUCUCCAGCAACCCACGGACCAACGGCACAUUUAAGACGGAGCUGGAGAUCCACCCAGCCAGGUCCACAGAGGCCCUCCAGAACCAGACAGGGUGCUGUCAACUGCCUGCUGAACCCACAGGUGUGCCCCCGACCAGGCACAGCCGGAGCGACGCUGGGGCCAGCAACUGGUCCAUCAGUUUGACAGUGCUGGCUGGCUCUCCGGUGGGCAGAGUAAGCUGCAGACGGUCCUGGCCUCCGUGACCUCCAAGACCGACGUGUUGGCCCUGCUACAGGAGGCCAAAGCUCUCUCUCAGGUUAAAGAUGAUACCCACCCUUUGUAGUCUUCUCCAAAGAAGAGGGUUCAGGACUUGUUUCAGCCAUCGCUGGAGGAGUGGACCUU
Messenger RNA from Salvelinus sp. IW2-2015, 3311 nucleotides. NCBI's taxonomy places the organism in Eukaryota, Metazoa, Chordata, Actinopteri, Salmoniformes, Salmonidae. The record is from RefSeq and is a predicted model, not a curated record.